UUUCAUACCGCACGCACACAUUUUUGAUAUUUCAAUUUCCACUUUUAUUUUAUCUGCCCAAUCUCAUCAUUACACCCAUUAUGCUCAUUUCUCAAUUCAAAAAUUAAAAAUAAUUUUCUAGAUUCCUUCUCCUGCUAGGGUUUGCAGUUACCAUUUCUCUGCUCCGCUCCAAUCUAGGGUUUCUCACGGCGGUUUAUCUCCGGGUUUUUUGACAUGGAUUAUGUUGCACCGGCUUUCCAACACCAUACAUUUUCGGUCAAAUUGUGGCCUCCGAGUCAGGGUACUAGGCUGAUGCUUGUAGAGAGGAUGAUUACGAAUCUUACGACUCCGUCUGUUAUUUCUAGAAAGUAUGGCCUGUUGAGCAAAGAGGAGGCUGUGGAGGAUGCCACACAAAUUGAAGAGUUGGCAUUUGUUGCAGCGAAUCAGCACCAUCAGAAGGAGCCAGAUGGGGAUGGGAGUUCUGCAGUUCAGGUUUAUGCCAGAGAAUCCAGUAAGCUCAUGAUGGAAGUUCUGAAAAGGGGUCCUAGAGUGAAGGAGGAUGCUGAGGUGACAACCGCUGAGAUACCUAUCCUUGUACAUACAGAUACUUUUGAUAUAUCUGGUGGCAACCGAGCAUUUAUCAGCGCAGAGGAGGCUGAUGAUCUCUUAAAACCCCUCAAGGAACCAGGAAACCAGUAUACUAAGAUCUGUUUUAGCAAUAGAAGUUUUGGCUCCGACGCAGCUGGUGUUGCAGAGCCAAUCUUGUCGUCCAUAAAGGGUCAACUGAGAGAAGUGGAUUUAUCAGACUUUGUUGCGGGAAGGCCAGAAGCAGAAGCUUUAGAAGUCAUGAAAAUAUUUUCUUCGGCUUUGGAGGGUUGUAAUUUGAGGUGUCUCAACCUUUCAAACAAUGCUCUGGGUGAAAAGGGUGUAAGGGCAUUUGAAGCACUUCUCAAGUCACAAAAAAACCUGGAGGAGCUUUAUCUUAUAAAUGAUGGCAUAUCUGAGGAAGCUGCACAUGCACUUUACGAGCUAAUUCCUUCCACAGAGAAACUCAAGGUCCUUCAGUUUCACAAUAACAUGACUGGAGAUGAAGGAGCAGUGGCUAUCGCUGAGAUUGUGAAACGGUCUGCUCUGUUGGAAGAUUUUAGAUGUUCUUCAACAAGGAUAGGCUUAGAUGGAGGUAUUACACUGUCUGAAGCUCUUGGAACAUGUAGACAUUUACGGAAGCUUGAUCUGCGCGACAAUAUGUUUGGAGUAGAAGCUGGUAUUGCUUUGAGUAAGGCUCUAAUUUCAUUUGCUGAUCUCACUGAGAUUUACUUGAGUUAUCUAAACUUAGAGGAUGAAGGUGCAGAGGCACUUGCCAAUGCUUUAAAGGAAUCUGCACCUUCACUUGAAGUUCUCGAAAUGGCUGGAAAUGAUAUUACUGCCAAGACAGCUCCUUCUUUGGCAGCCUGUAUUGCAGCAAAACAGUUUCUCAGCAAUUUAAGCCUUUCGGAGAAUGAACUGAAGGACGAAGGUGCUAUUUUGAUUGCAAAGGCAAUAGAGGGGGGUCAUGGCCAAUUAAUUGAAGUUGAUUUGAGCAGUAACCAAAUCAGGAGGGCCGGGGCAAGGCUCUUGGCACAGGCUGUUGUGCUUAAGCCUGGGUUUAAGUUGCUAAAUAUCAACGGCAAUUUCAUAUCCGAUGAAGGAAUUGAUGAGGUGAAGGAUAUAUUCAAGAAUUUGCCUGGUGUCCUCGGACCUUUGGAUGAGAAUGAUCCAGAAGGUGAAGAUCUUGACGAUGAGGGCAGAGAAGAUGAAGAUAACGAAGAUAACGAAGAUGAAUUAGAAUCAAAACUCAAGGGUCUUGAGAUCAAGCAUGACGAAUAGAUCUGUAGGUCGCAUAAGUAAUCUACUACAGCAGUCUCUUCUUUUUUAAUGCAGACUUAUUAUGUUUAGUUUUAUUAAUAUCUGUUAUCAAACAGAUUGUUUCUUGGGUUCUAGUCCAGCAGCAUUAACCAUAAAAGUACUGGUUAUUCUACAGAAAACCCAUAAUUGGGUUUAGUUAUAGGAUUUUCUAGACAUUUUGUAUUGCAAUAGGCAGUAAUAUUUAGUUACUGUGCUCAUUUGCUGAA
Messenger RNA from Mercurialis annua (annual mercury), 2090 nucleotides. Its product is annotated as RAN GTPase-activating protein 1. NCBI's taxonomy places the organism in Eukaryota, Viridiplantae, Streptophyta, Magnoliopsida, Malpighiales, Euphorbiaceae. The record is from RefSeq and is a predicted model, not a curated record. Gene Ontology annotation, molecular function: protein binding; GTPase activator activity. The transcript is spliced from 2 exons. Bases 214 to 1845 code for a protein of 543 amino acids.